AUGUCACAAGAAAAGAAAGUGGAAUCCUCAAUCAUUUUUGACAGAGAAAAAGAGUUUCAAAUAGGAACUUUAGUUUCGAUGAUUGAAACAACAAGAAAGGAAAUUGAAGAAAAUAAUCUUGAAAUUAAUCAAACAACUCCAAAAAAAAUAAAACAACCAAAAUCUCUCGUUGAAGAAAAUCGUAUUGAAAAGAAGAAAACUAACCAACCAAUUGAAGAAAAAGAACAAAAAUUAGACCAAGAAACUCAAAACCAGAUUGAGAAAAAAGAAUCAAAUACAAACCAAGAAAUUAUUGAAGACAAAAUUAGUGAAAUUAAAGGUAAUAAAGAAGUUCUUUCUAAUACAAUUAAUUCACCUCAAAAAGAUCAGAAACUAGAAAUAAAUGUAAAAGAGAACACAACGAUAGCAAAGGAGGAUUUAGAUAAAAAUAAUACUAUAAAUAUCUCACAUGUUAUUGACAAUCUUAAUGUUCCAAAGACUACUAAAGAAAACAAAGAUUUAAGCCUUGUUGAAGAAUCAAAGCAACAAAUAAAGGAGGUUGAGACACCACAAGAACAUAAAGUAACAAACAAAGAAUUAGAAGUUAGUAGUAUUUGUUCUAAUGAAAAGAAUGAAAAUAAGAAAGUAGAAUGUGUUGAAGAAGAAAAGAAUAACAUCAGUUUAGUUCCUGCAAAUGAUUUGGUUGACAAAAAAGAACCAAAUAAUAUUAUAAAAACUUUUUCAUCUCAAGAACAAAUUAAAGCAUCUCAAUGUAGGGAAUCUCUUAUUCAUACUGAACGAUUGAUGGCUACUGUAAAAGACAAUACACAUCACCCAGAAGAAAAAGUUGUUUCAACAGUAAAGUAUAAUAAAAUUGAGACACCAAGGAAAAGAGCAUCCGUUAGCAGAAUUACUUUACUGGAGGAUUCAAAAAAAAAUCAAAAACCAGAGUUUAUUGUAAUUAAAGAAGACGUCAUUCCUCAUAAGAAAGAGAGUAUUACAAGAAUUAGUGAUGGAAGCAGAUUUUCAGUCAAAAAAUUAAGUUUUGAUGAAAAUGAACAAGAAGAAAUUGAAAAAGAGAAUUUACAACAUAACUCACCUAUAAAAGGAGUAAGUCAGAUGGAAGAAAUUCCAAUUGAAAUUCAAACACCAAAUUGCAAUAAGAAUGAAGAGAUAUCAGGAAUAUCAAGUAUCUCGAGAUUAUCCGAUAAAAUGAGAGAAGAAACGAAACCAUCUAAAGGAGGUUUAAUGUUAGACAAAAGUCGUUGUUCUGAAUUUAAAAGAAAAUUGUCUUUAGUUGGUAAAAAAAUUGGAGAAGAAACAGAGCAUCAAAUUAAAAAACCUGUUCCUGCUAUUUCUAUUAAUUUAUUUAAUUCAAGUAUUUUACAACCAAGAGGAAAAAGAACAAAGACAUUACCCUGUUUCAAUUCUAACGGAAGAUUAUGUUCAUUAGAAAAAGAUAUGGAAAAAGAUGAACAAUCUGCAUACUCUUUAUUGCAAAAUACACACAUAAAUCUUAAUCAGGACAUGGAAGAAGAUGAACUUGAAAAUGAAAUGGGAUCAAUACAACUUAACAUAAGAUUAUCAAAUUAUAGAAAUAGUAAUAUUUAA
Molecule: messenger RNA, 1590 nt
Organism: Entamoeba dispar SAW760
Lineage: Eukaryota; Evosea; Mastigamoebida; Endamoebidae
Exons: 1
Coding region: 1-1590 (529 amino acids)
Source: RefSeq, a predicted model, not a curated record